Messenger RNA from Gadus morhua (Atlantic cod), 579 nucleotides. RefSeq names its product integumentary mucin C.1-like. The annotation marks the transcript as partial. The record is from RefSeq and is a predicted model, not a curated record. The transcript has a single exon. NCBI's taxonomy places the organism in Eukaryota, Metazoa, Chordata, Actinopteri, Gadiformes, Gadidae.
GCUGAACUGACAUCAACAACUGCAGGAACAACAACUACGACUGCGAAAACUCCAAGUACAACGGCAGGUCCAACAACUACAACUGCUGAACUAACAUCGACAACUGCAGGAUCAACAACUUUUGCAGAAAAACCUGCAGCCACAACUGCAGUACCAACAACAACUGUAGGACUAACAAAAACGGCAAGAACUAUCACUUCUACUGCUGAACCCAAAACAAAAACUGAAGGAAAAACAACGACAGCUUCAGAACCAACAACUUCUAUAACAGCACCCACAACAAAAACAACUGCUGAACUGACAUCAACAACUGCAGGAACAACAACUACGACUGCGAAAACUCCAAGUACAACGGCAGGUCCAACAACUACAACUGCUGAACUAACAUCGACAACUGCAGGAUCAACAACAUUUGCAGAAAAACCUGCAACCACAACUGCAGGACCAACAACAACUGUAGGACCAACAAAAACUGCAAGGCCUAUCACUUCUACUGUUGAACCCAAAACAACUGAAGGAAAAACAACCACAGCCUCAGAACCAAAAACUUCUACAUCAGGACCCACAACAGCAACAACC